UAGGAGGUAGGUAGGUAUGUAUUAUAUCUAUAUACCUGCAUACCUACAUGUUCUCAUUUCUUUUCGUUUUCUUUUUCUCUUCCCUUCUCGCCAGCCAAUCGAUGGGCAGAACGGGCUCCUGUUGUUCGAUCGAGCCAGGUGAGGGGUCGAGCUUUCGCGAUGGCGAUUCAGGAUUGCGAAUACACCAUAUAGGUGCUUUAGAGGUAGGAGGAAGUCCAUCCCGGCGCCGACCAGCCGGACGCACCCCAUCUGCCCAAUGUAUCGACACGCAUCCGCGCGCAGGUGUCCAAGUCCCGCAACACAAAAAAAGCCUCGGCUCUGUUUGAUCCAGCGUUAUAGCGCGCUUCUCUGCUGACUCCUCUGAUUCACGGCCUCUACGUCUUUCCGUGAGGGAUGACGACGCUCGAUUGGCCACCGAUCAAGGGAAUCCCCACGAAGAUCCACAGGCACGAGUAGGGCUGUUCCCAGCAGAUGGGCCGGCUUUUUCUUCUUCCUCUCUUCUUUCGUCCGCAUACAUGCGUCCACGCGUAUGGGUGUAGGGAGUGCCUACUAUCUCGGCGUGGGGCAAUGGGGGCGCCAUUCCCAGCCGUAGCCAUGUGAUGGUCGAGAAGAACUGCGCAGACAGACCCAGAACCGGCUGGGCAGGCCGGUAGAGGGACGGCGGACCUCGUUAGCAGGCCUGCUCUGCUUCCUCGGCAACACGACGUCGAUUUCCGCGCCCGAGGGCAUCGCACAGUGUGUGUCGCGCGAGCUUGGAUAGAAACAUUUGCCAAAUGCUCCGAAGAAUGCUCACGUCGGCAACUGGUAACAUGGGCGAGGAGGGCGUAGAUGGCGUGAACGGAUUGUUACC
Messenger RNA from Durotheca rogersii, 850 nucleotides. RefSeq lists its product as uncharacterized. The record is from RefSeq and is a predicted model, not a curated record. The transcript has 2 exons. Bases 48 to 326 code for a protein of 92 amino acids. Lineage: Eukaryota; Fungi; Ascomycota; Sordariomycetes; Xylariales; Xylariaceae.